This is a messenger RNA of Bolinopsis microptera, 3689 nucleotides long. RefSeq lists its product as uncharacterized. Lineage: Eukaryota; Metazoa; Ctenophora; Tentaculata; Lobata; Bolinopsidae. Gene Ontology annotation, molecular function: calcium ion binding; protein serine/threonine phosphatase activity. The transcript has 20 exons. Gene Ontology annotation, cellular component: nucleus; cytoplasm. The record is from RefSeq and is a predicted model, not a curated record. The coding region runs from base 2 to 2503 and encodes 833 amino acids.
CAUGCUUUUAGCAAUGCCGGAAAAUGCCAAUCGGACGAAGAACACACCAGCAGGCUCGGAAGGAGGCAAGCAAUCAACAGUUCAAUGUACUUUUCAGACUGUCAACAUUGUUCUGAUUCUAGUGCAACAAAGAGACGAUACCUUCCUCCUAGUCCAGCGCGCUGACGCUACUGGUUGGUGGUUACCAGCAGGACGGGUACAUGAGGGUGAGACUCUGCAGGAUGCUGCUAUCAGAAAGUGCCGCGAGGACGGUGGUAUCAACGUGAAUCUAAAGGGAGUAUUGAGGCUGGAACACACUUUAGUCGCCAAUGAUCAGGCUCGUUUCAGAACAAUCUUCUACGCACAACCAGCAGACACAACAGAAUAUCCCGUAUCAGAAGUAGUUGUGAAGAAAAAAUGGAUGAAACUAUCAGAGAUCAAAAUGUGUGCCCUCAGAAAACCUGAACCCCUACAAUUUGCCGAAUAUAUCUCCCAAGAUGGUCAGAUCUACCCGCUCUCGCUGCUAGCAGUGGAAGGUACACCGCCUCCCCAGCAAUGCCGCAUGCACAUGAGCCGGUCGUGCGGAUGUAAUGCCAAGAUAGUUUACUCUUCUAUACAGAUGAAAAUGCAUCGGUAUCUACUUGACGCUGCUCAUUUUGGGCCUCGAGAACAGUCGUUAAUAAUGGAGUACUUUGAUCGAGUUUGUGGAGCGCAGAACACAGCUUCACUGGAGAUAUUUACCCAGCUCAUGGCUGGGUUCGGUUUCCCUCCCGAUCAAGCCCCUGACUUCUUCAGAGCGUUUGACAUAAAGAAGGAUAACGAGAUAACAAGCCAGGAGUUUAUAUUGGGGCUCGCUGCAAUGGAUCCUAAUACACCACACGGCAGCUCUUCUGCGGAAAUGAGGUGCCGAUACAUAUUCCGAUACUACGACAAAAAUUUGGAUGGUAAACUUGACUUCACGGAAUUCUGCCACAUGGUCGGUGAUAUUCAGAGAUUGAAGAAUCCCGACAUUUCUACUGAAGGGAUCCACGAAGAAGCCGUUCAACUAGCCAAAGUGUUCAGCUCGGAGGAUAAGUCUUCCUUGUACCUCACUGAAUUCUUGACAGCGGUUGGUAUGCUGAAGUUCAGGGGAACGAGCUCCCUCUUCCGACUACAGAAAUCUGCCGUUAAAUAUGACGCAGUCAGAAGUCCACAAGCCCCAGUAACGCAGAAAAAUGACGAGGAAGCGAAGGAUAUGAAUGUGGAAGGAAUGACAUUUUCAGCAAAUGACGUCAAUGACAACGUCAAACCAGGAGAUCCGCAAUAUGAGUUGGCCAUGCACACGGUUAAAGUAAGAAGAACGGGCACAAUCAGCGACGUAGCAGUUCUCUGGGACAGUGACCAAGUCAAGAAUCUGGCCAUGACUCUCAGCUCCGCACAACUGUGCCGCGCUAACGAGGAAGCUAAACAGAAGGACGGUAAUCUCUAUAACACUCUCGUUAUCGACAGAAGCCACUCAGUCGAUACAUUUAAUGAGCACUCCAACCCUAACGAGAUGUUGUCGGGCCUGCGGUACUUUGAGAGACACAUCAAGAGUGACCCAAAUAACCAGGGGAUACCCAAAUCUGCCUUCAGCUGGGGGUGUGUGGACCCCAACCUUCUGGGAACUUGCAUGCUUAGUAUCGCCGAACAGGUACAAAAAGUGUUUGUGACGGAGCCGCGUCUGCUCAACCUUACCAGUCCUACAUACAUCCUGGGGGAUGUUCACGGCAACUUCCACGACCUUGUAGCCUUUGAAAAGGUGUUAUGGAGAAUGGGUCCAGUGCUGACCCCCAGUAACUUCUUAUUCCUGGGUGACUACGUCGACAGAGGAGAUUAUGGGUUAGAAGUGGUCGCUUACCUUUUUGCUCAGAAACUGAUCGCUCCUCAGAAAUUCUUUCUUAUCAGAGGCAACCACGAAGUGAGGAAUAUUCAGCAGAUGUUUACUUUCAAAUCAGAGUGCUUAUCAAAGUUUGGAGAUGUCAUGGGAGAGAAAGUGUGGGAGGCUGUCAACAAGUGUUUUGACGCUCUACCCUUGGCGGCAGUUAUAGACGAUAAGAUAUUUUGCGUACACGGAGGUAUACCCUCCCCUGAGAAUGGUGGUGGAUAUUUGUCCGUGUUCGAGGACAUUCCUCACGAUCUACCUAACCCUGAGAAGGAAUCCAGGCUGGCUUGGGAGGUGAUGUGGUCAGAUCCUCUGAGAGAGGAUGAACUUGAUACACAAACUAAAGAGGAAGUAAAAGACUCUGGAGGUUUUAUCGCAAACCAUCGGCGAGGAACGGCCUACCUUUUCUCUCGAGAGGCUUUAGAAGCAUUUCUGAAGAGAAAUAAACUCUCUCAUGUAAUCAGAGCACACGAGGUUAAACAGGCAGGCUUCCAGGUCCAACAAAACGGAAAGCUUCUCACAGUGUUCUCCUCUUCCGGCUAUUGUGGGGGAACGAACCAAGCGGCCUGCAUCCUGGCAGACCGGAACAAGAUAAGAACUAUUAGGAUUGACACUUCAUAACCCUUCACCCGACCCUCACCAUCGUGCAGCUGUCCAGGUCCACAUAGUUCACAUGUGGUCGGAAUGUUCGGAUUGCAUGACAACCGCGCUUUAUAAGGCCAAAACUGGGGUAUUUUGGUGAUUGUCAUGUGCUCCGAGCAACCCGGCCACAUGUUGGCUGUGUGCGACUUAAAGUCAAUAUUUGUGUACGUCACACUGUACGUCACUGUGUACGUCACACUGUCCUUUGUACAGAAACUCUAGGAAUACCAAGUUUCAAGUGCCAGAGGUUUGAUUUAAUAUAUUUGUAAUUUAUUAAUUGGUGCUGGAUGCUGAGCUUGAAUCGUUUUUAUCAAGAAAAUGGGUCAGUUUUAAAUGCAGUGCUGUUUAGUAACCGCUUAUUAUGUUAUACGUUUUGGUGACUGCUUGAGAGCUGAUGGGCACCAGUGUUAUGUAAAACUCCGUAAUCAAUAAAAAUGUCGGCGUUUUUAACAAGUUUUGGUAUCUAAGAUAUGAUUUGAUAGAAUUAAAAGUUUUAAGGUGUUGAGUUGGGCAAUUGUAAAUACUGGUACGUAUACCACGGUGGCGAAAAACUAGCCGUUAACGCUCAAAAUAACAAAAAAAAUACACGAAAAGCUUUGAAUUUAGAGGCCAGGUUUUCGCGGCCGUGGUAGAGGAACUAAUGGCAAUGCCUUUUUGUAGCAUGAUUGCAGAGCAGCACUAGCAGUGCGCUUAACAGUCGAUAGAAGGGACCUGUAAUUGUUAUGUUGGAUAUGGAUCGGAGCCUUUUGUCUUUGCCCCAAAAGUACGUAUUAUGAAAUGUUUGAUCGUUACGUCACGAUACAACUAUAUCUACUACUUGGCACUAUUUCUCGUAACGAGAAGCCACAUUUAAGUUUAUAAUGGGGCAAUUUAAUCGAAAAGCGUCAAAGGCCAUUGAUUAAUGACCAUUUUCGGGUCUAACGGAGAAACAGAAUUAUGUUAUGCAUAAAAUGUCGUUGUAUCCCAUGAUUUCUGAUUUAAACGAUGGGGGCAAUUCAAUCGAAAAGCGUCAAAGGCCAUUGAUUAAUGACCAUUUUGGGGUCUAGCGGAGAAACAGAAUUAUGUUAUGCAUAAAAAGUCGUUGUAUCCCAUGAUUUCUGAUUUAAACGAAGUGAGUACAGUACUGUGUUGGUUAUAAAAUUGGUUCGAAUUUAUUUUGAUCAAA